CAAAUCUAAUAGUUUUUUUCCUACAGCAUAGAAUAAGUUUCGUUCCUACUUCUGGCGAACGCAGAAAAUCUAGCGAUGUGUCGAUGGGUAUUUUGUGUUAUUUUAUUUUCCUCUGUUGCGAAUCUUGCUUCUCUUGCUACCUACGUCGAGCCGAGAUGCUUUAUUGCUGACGGGGAAAAGCAAAACUGCGGAUAUCCUGGAAUCCAAAAAGUUGCAUGCGAAACACGAGGAUGUUGCUUUAACAGUCAACCGACAAACGUACCAUGGUGUUAUCAAGCAAAAAUCAUCCGAAAUUUCAUGCGACCUGGUGCGUUCCGGCCAAUACCUACUACUACUCGUGGCGUACUUGCGACUAGCGUGCCUACAACUCCUAACACAACAACAACGACGACGACAACAACAACGCCAGCCCCAACAACAACAACAACAAGAGCUACAACGACAACAAGAGCUACAACGACAACAAGAGCUACAACAAGAGCUACAACGACAACAAGAGCUACAACAAGAGCCUCAUCUGAACGCAGCAAUCCACAUAAAUUAAACAUCUUGGCACUGGUUCAGAUGAUCAGAGAUAAAGUACCUCAAGGAAUUAUAAACAGUCUUCUUGCAGACGCUAUCCCCAACGGUGAACUGAUAUACGCACUACGAGACGGAAAACUUGACCGAAAUGAAUAUCUCCGUCUGAUGAAAGGCCCUGGUAUCAACUUUAACGCAAUGGUUUCUUACCGACUCAGCGGAGGCAAUCUCAACUCUAUGAUAUACGAUCGCCUUUCCAGAGCUUACGGCGUCGAUUCUAUGGCAGUUCAACUGAUGAUGUCAGACCGUAAAGAUGCUGCAGCACGCCAUCUUGCGGCUAGAAUGUCAACCAACAGACGUAUGAGCCCAGUCAACAGUCUUAUUCUUCGUGCCGUGUCAUCUGGAAAUGGACUUACUGGAAACGACAUCAAGUCAUUCAUUAUUGACCAAUCGUACUCUCACUUGAGUCGUCUAACGCGCGAAGCACUGAAAGCGUUUAUAUCUGGCAACACUGCACAAGCUUACCGGUUCGUUAUUCUGGAUUCUGCAACAAGAAGAAGACAAACAUUUAACGAAUCUUACGAAACGAACGAAGCUCUCUUCGCAUACAUGGUGGACAACCAGAAGUUCCACCCGGGCCGAAUUACACCAAGUGUCCUGCUUUCCCUGGCAAGGAACGAACGAAUUACAGCUCUUCCCGAUAAAGAAUUCACGGAGUUAUUCGGAGUAUCAGCUUUCGAUUAUGUAUGCGCCGCCCAUCAACCAAGUAUCCGUCUACCAUGCUCCAGGUUAGGCAAUGGGUUAUACCACUCAACCUUGGAAUGUAUUAACGCUGGUUGUUGUCUUGCACAAGCACAAUUCCCUGACGAACGACCGAUCUGUUACGAAAACUUGCUCGGAAAUAUAGGUGUUGGAAUGGCUAAACACGUAUGGGACGAAGACUACAUUGUAAACACUGUGUUCAAAGGAAAUCUCCCAACCUUGGCAAGUUUCUAUCCCGAAGGCAUCCCAUGGAUUCCAAGCAAAACUAUCCCAUCUGCUCUCACCAAUGCAGCAAGCAUGGACCCGAAUCAACCAAGCUGGUUCAACUCCCUCAAUGUUCACGGACUCAUGUUGCACCCACGACCGACCGGAGUGCCAAACACUGGACCGAGCAGAUCGAGACCAAACUUUGUAUGGAGACCACAUGGGCCAACUCCAUUCCCAGGCGCCACAAUGAUGCCAGAUGGAAGCUCAAAUAUUGUACCAGUCGCUACUAGUUCACCCGGUAUAUUAGGAGGACCUCACGUACCUGCAGUUGGUGCAAGUCCAAUCGUCAUGGGCCUUUCGCUCAACAACCUGGCUUCUUGUCGGGGUGUUCAACGAGACGACAGAUAUCAAUGCAUGUCGAACACUGAAGCGUUGGUGAGCGGUGGUGAAGCGGCUUGCAGGAGAUUGGACUGUUGUUUUGACCCAGUGUGGACGGAUCUUACUAUACCCGCUUGCUUUAGAAAGGCCACUUAUGGCCAAUGUCAUUCUGUUGCCCCUGCAGACCGAGAAGAUUGUGGAGAACCAGGCGUCAGUGAAGCAGAAUGCGUUUCUAACCCUCGUUGUUGCUAUGAUAGUACCGUUGAUCCAGCUCGUUACAGAAAUCCAGUGCCCUGGUGUUACUAUAAACUGCAAUCCUUCGUUACCGAAGAGGAGAGAUGUACCAGAGUGGGAAAUGGAAACAGAAUUGGGUGUUUUCCAUCUAGCUCAGGACUUGAUAUUAACGACAUUGUGACACGACAAACCUGUGAAGCCGCCAGCGACUGUUGUUAUGAUGAAGUCACUUUAAGUUACUUUGAAAGAGAACUCGGAGCGAGAAAACCCCCUAACUGCUACAAGAAAAUGAACGUUGUAAUUGACACUACCGUUGCCCCGCCAACUACAACAGCUGGACCAGCAGCUCCAGCCCCAAGGUGCAAGGACAGAAAUGAAUUACCACCUAAUCAACGUGUAGACUGCGGUAACUUCGAUUUCCACGUAUGUGUGUAUGAGAAAGGAUGUUGUUACUUGCCGGAAAUCAUUAUACCUGGUUCCCCAUGGUGUUUCCAAAAAAGUUAACUGAAGCACCAGCAAUUCAAAUGUAACCAUAUUAUGCCAAAUCACUUCAUUCUAACUGGCUUGUUUUUUACGCAGCAUAUUCACGUUUAAUUAUGUAAUGUACUUCUAACCGGCCUUUAACGCCAAUGAACCGCGUUCUAACAUGUCUUUUAUUAAUCGUACUUCUGUAUUUGUUCCUUUUUUAUUUAUUCUUAUAUUUUUCAGUCUUGCAAAUACAGAAGGCUUUUUUAACUUUAAAACGGCGCCUGCGAAUGGCACCUCAAAGAGCCUUGGGUUAAUGAAUUGAAUUGACAUUUUCUCUACUUCACUCUUUAAAUCGAUAUUUACUGAAAUGUUAUACCGUUUGUAAAUCUUCUGUUGAAAUACAUACUAACGAUUACAGUGAA
Messenger RNA from Ciona intestinalis (vase tunicate), 2990 nucleotides. The record is from RefSeq and is a predicted model, not a curated record. Lineage: Eukaryota; Metazoa; Chordata; Ascidiacea; Phlebobranchia; Cionidae.